Messenger RNA from Ostertagia ostertagi, 768 nucleotides. The record is from the annotation of a GenBank genome assembly. Lineage: Eukaryota; Metazoa; Nematoda; Chromadorea; Rhabditida; Trichostrongylidae.
AUGGGAUACCCCGUCGCCGAUUCGUUCUCGGACUACGGUAGCGCCUGGCUGCGGCCGAUGGGCGUGGCCCAAGUGGCCAGACAUGCUCGGUAUGAACAGUGCGGAUCAGACGUCAGCGACCACGACAGCGAUUCCUCCUGCUCCAACAACGAUGCUACCUCUUUCGCCAUUAUUGGCAUUUUGCCAACAUCGGUGUUUCAGAAUGAUCAGGGUCCACUCGGAAAGUUGAUGGAACAAUGCAGUCGCCUCAACGCUAACGUGAUUCUAGAUAAGCUUGAGGCAAGCCAAACCUGCAGUAGACAAGUCUCCAGCCACAUCCGACUCCACGUAUCCACAAUACCAGCACUACUGGCCAGGAGCUCCAUGGUGGGAUCAAACGGGCACAUGGUCACUACCGUACACCUCAGUGGACGCUUACUCUCCCUACUUGUCCUCCCAACUGGGGCUGCUGUCUUCAGUACCGCCAUCGACAUCAUCGCUAAAUCAGCGAUUAACGAUCGCGGAAAACCAACACAACGACGUCAGCCGGAGGUGGAAAGAAUCAAUAACGUGCCGGUGAAAAAACGAGGUAUUCACAAUUGCCAUAUCGCCGGCUGUGGAAAGGUCUAUAACAAAAGCAGUCACCUGAAAGCACAUCUGCGUUGGCAUUCAGGAGAACGACCUCCGGUUAGUUUGAAAAAUAGAUUUUUUUCUGUUUUUAAUGCAAUUGGGCAUUGUUAUUGGAGGCAAGCCAGCCCGGUGCGUACUGACGCAAUCAUAAGACCGUAA